Salvelinus fontinalis (brook trout) is the source of this 714-nucleotide messenger RNA. Its product is annotated as transmembrane protein 272-like. The record is from RefSeq and is a predicted model, not a curated record. The transcript is spliced from 4 exons. The coding region runs from base 1 to 471 and encodes 156 amino acids. NCBI's taxonomy places the organism in Eukaryota, Metazoa, Chordata, Actinopteri, Salmoniformes, Salmonidae.
AUGAGUAUCUCUAAACUACUUGCAUGUGUCAUUCCUAUCGCUCAGAUCACCAUAGGUGCAGUGUACCUGUAUGACUGCCCCCGGCAGCACUACAUCCCCAUUUACCUGAUGGUAAUGGGGUCCUCCGGCCUGGCCCUAGCCCUGCUCUCCUGCCUGCCAUGUGCCCAGGACUCAGAUGACAUGGCCCCCAACCUCCUGAACCCCCUCUGCACCACCUGGAGGACCCUGGCCUCCCUCUUCCUCUUCUGCUGGUUCAUCAGCGGUAACGUGUGGAUCUACUCCAUCUAUCAGCCCAAUUUCAACCAGACACUGACUGAGGACCCCUACUGCAACAAAACCCUGUACCUGUUUGCCUUCUGGACCACCACGCUAGCCUACGUUGUGCUGGGCCUUCUGCUGCUGGGGGGAUGCUGUAUGCUUGUCUGUGCCUUUAUACUGGGCAAGCGGGACCCUGAUGACAACAGAGCAUGAGGGAGAGGAUGAGAGGAGGGGAGGAGAUGAGACAACAGUACAAGACAGGAGGAGGAGGGGAGAGUAGAGGGCAGUAGAGGAGAGGGGAGAAGAGAGGAGCGGAGGAAGAUAGUAUUGGAGAGGAGAAGAGGGGAGAAGAGUGUAUAAUGUUUACUUAACAAACUAGAGAAAACCAAUGGAAUCCAGUUAUCGAUUGAAUAACGAAUUGUGUUUUAACUGUUAUUAUAUAUUACUGUGUUUCUG